UUUCACAACUUUCAUUUUCUCAAACAAAACAAAAUCUUCACUGCUCUGAUCCAUCUGCAACUCAUUCUUCAUUUCUCUCAUUUUACCACAAGACAAAAUCAACAGAAGAAGAAGAAGAAACAAUGGCUUCAACAGCUCCCACUAAGAAAACAACUCAAUCCCACUUCUCUGCUCUUCUCCUCUCUGACUUUUUUCUCUUCUGCUCUUUCAUCUUCUCUCACCCUCUCUACCUCUCUUACUUCAUCUUCUUCUCCCCUUACCUCUUCAAGCUCCUCUCUUUCCUCUCCCCUCUCUUCAUCACCACCUCUCUCCUCCUUCUUACUCUCUUCACCACUCUCUCCCCAACCCUCCUCCUUCACCAUAAAUUUACAGGAGAUCAUCUGUCCGACUCCAAGGUUGAAGAUGACAAUGGAGAUCAUUUCUUUGAAGCUUACAAGAUCGUGUUUGAAGCAUUCAGAGACAACCCAAAUGAAGUUCCCUACCCUGAACACACUAGUGACUCCAAGACAGCAGUUGCAGAAACUGAUGAAAAUUACCAGGUUGAAGAAAUUACAGUAUCGAAGAUGGAUGAGCUGAAUAAUAUUGUAGGAGAAAAGAGCUUACUAGACUUGUUCUUAGAAAGUCAAAAGUGCCAAAAAGAAGAAGAAGAAGAAGAAGAAGAAGAAAAAGAUCAAGUCAAGGGGCAAGUAAGCGUGGAGUUCGAUAAAGUUGAUCAAGAAAAGCAACAAGAAGAGUUGGUGAGAAGAGAAUCCAAAGCAGUGGUUAGCAAUAAAACAAGCGCUUGUAAUGAUCUUGAUCAACCCAAAAUGAGGUGCAACAACGGCGAAGAGUACUACAUUAGCACUCCGAAAGCUUGUGAGAAGAGUAAUGAUCAGACAAAAGGGUGUAAUCUUGGGAGCUUUGGAUCAAUGAGGAAGGAGAAAGAGUGGAGGAGGACAUUGGCGUGCAAGCUUUUCGAGGAACGACAUAAUGUCGAUAUCGGAGGAAGUGAAGGUAUGGAUUUGCUUUGGGAGACAUACGACCAGACAGAUUCAAGUAAAGUUAAUCUAUCAAAAAGCGGCACCAAGAAAGAGAAGAGUAGCAGCAGGAGGAGCAGGAGCAGGAGCAGAAAGGAGUACAACAACGGCGGUGUUGCGGAAGAUGAUUUAAGUGAGGAAGAAGGUGAUGAAGAGGAGAGUGAUGAUGGGCAGCUGUGCUGUUUACAGGCUUUUAAGUUCUCAGCGGGGAAGAUGAAUCUGGGAAUGGGAAGACUGAAUCUCGUUAAGAUCUCAAAGACUUUCAGGGGAAUUGGAUGGUUACACCAUGUGAACAGGAAUGGGAAGAAAGGUUACCACUGAAUCAAAUCAUGAUUAAUCCUGGUUAAUCUUCUUUUUCUUUUUUGUUUUUUCAAUGUUUAAUGGGCAUAAAACAGAUU
Molecule: messenger RNA, 1414 nt
Organism: Carica papaya (papaya)
Lineage: Eukaryota; Viridiplantae; Streptophyta; Magnoliopsida; Brassicales; Caricaceae
Product: acidic leucine-rich nuclear phosphoprotein 32 family B protein
Source: RefSeq, a predicted model, not a curated record